This is a messenger RNA of Rhagoletis pomonella (apple maggot), 816 nucleotides long. RefSeq lists its product as uncharacterized. The coding region runs from base 258 to 743 and encodes 161 amino acids. The record is from RefSeq and is a predicted model, not a curated record. NCBI's taxonomy places the organism in Eukaryota, Metazoa, Arthropoda, Insecta, Diptera, Tephritidae. The transcript has 3 exons.
CUUCUUUUUCAGUGUUUUUGUUGCACGGACAACCGCUUUUCUACCUCCAAGUUUGACCAAGUGAGCCACAUUGACUCCAGUACGUUUGUCGCGAGCACAUCCAUCUGGCCGAAGAAAUGUGGCUGCGGACGGGAAAAUUUUGGUUUGGCAUCCCCGCGUACAAAAAAAGAAACCAACGGCGAAAGCAUUCCACACGCUUCUUGGAGGAGUCUCUAAAGGCAUUAGACUGGAAAUGAGUACGAUCCAAGGUGAGGAACAUGCGUGUGAACUACAACACCGCUAAGCAAUGGGAGGGCUCCACUGGUGCGGGUAGUAUGGAUGGAGACACUAUUAAAAGCCCUUUAACAAAAAUGUUUAGUUUUUAUGAAUUUGAUGACAAAUUCGGAAGCACACUACAGGUGCUGUCCAUAAUUGAGGAAACUCUACAUAGCGAGGUAGAGAACUUUGAUAUUUUAAAUAUUGAGUAUCUACCUGACACACAGGAUCCUAUGAGCAACUUAAGUCCAGAUAUCCAGUACCUUCCUGACGCUCAGGAUCCGAUGAGCAUUUCAAAGCCGAUUAGCAAUUCUUCAGUGGUAAAUGAAAGUCUGUCAGAGGUAAAAUGUACUCCAAGCACAAGCCGUAGAGGCAUUUAUAGCAUAACUGCACUUUCUGAUAUAAUGAAAGAAAAGUUGCAAAUAAUGGAGUUGGAAAUGAAAGAGCGUCUAGCUAGGGUAGAAUUACACUUAAAAUACGAAACUUAAUUUGCUUUUGUUUAUUCAAAAAAUUGAUUUUGAAUUACGAUUUUUUCUACCUAUUUUCCUUAUAAAAUAUACA